GGAGCUGAACAUUGCCCGUGCAAGACGAUCCCUGGCGACUUCCUCUCGUGCGCUGCGGUAGUCCGUUUUCGUUCACGGGGCAUGCGCAUCCGACCGUCAGCGAAUGGCGCCACGUGGCCAGCAGAAGGCAAAACGUCCACACGGUGGUUCCGGCGAAGCGGGUGCAGGGCAAACAGGAAGGGGCCACAUCCCAAAGUCGAAGAAGCUCCGCGCGGGAGACGGGUCGGAAGGAGAGAUGGGGGGUGACGGGGGAGAGGAGGAGACGCCAAUGGACAUCACUUCUAAAGGGACGCCUGUGCUCGGGUUCGGGCGUGACUGUAUGAGCAGGCAGCGUAUGCUUGCGCUCACCAACCUUGGCGUCCCGACGUCCACGAGCGGCGGCGGUGGCGGGACGGCUCGUGCGCAAGGAGUUUCGCCCGGUGACAUUCCGCCGCAGAGGGCCGUGGGUUCUGCAUCCACCAUCGCAUCUGUGUCCGGGGGCGGCGAAAAAGCUCCGGUAGGUGAGUCUCCAUCGCGCCACGUGGAGGCGUCAAACCCGACGAUCGUCGCCGCUUCACCGAGGGAUGUGCUUCAAUCCGUGCAAGCAGCGAGCGCCGCUGGCCAUGCCGCCGCCCUCGGUGUUGGAGAAAGGCGAGAAGAUAGGAGGGUGGAAGAGGCGAGGAGAAAACAGGAGAGGAGGGAGGAGACUCCCGCUCCACAAGGCCUCAUGAUGCCGCCCCCCGAAGUCCCGCGUGUGCGGAUCGAAGAUGGCGCACAACGAGAGCCAGCUCUCAAACGGGCGAGACGAACGGAGAACGUGGCAAUGCGCGUCAUCCACGGGUGGAUAUUCAGGUCGUCUUCAAGGUUCGAUGGUUUCGCCCACGCGAAGUCCUACGUCGCCACAGAUUACCCCACUGACCUGGCAAGAGCAGUUUGGCAGAGCUUUGAGUGGUCGAGGAUAGUGCCUCCCGCCGUAGUGUACCACACAGUCGCUUUGAAGAUGGACAUCCCAGUGUGGUUCGCCGGGGCAUAUAUCGAGAACAGGCCGGAGGACGAUGACAUGGCCGCGCACCAGGAGGCGACUGUGAUGCAUAUUGUGUCAUGCUUCCACGACGCGCUCCGGGCCGGGCAGUGGUGGGACGGCGGUAGAUUGUCACACCAGAGACUGAGCAGAAUCGGGGAUGCUUUCCGCCUGCUUCUCGCCGCGUGCAUGUGGAUCAUGCGCAUGGGAGGCGACGAUGCGCGCUCCUACGACGAGGCGUCUUACUACGCGCAGCUGGUGGUGAAGCCGACUCUCGUGGCGGCGUGUUCAUCGUCCUUCAACUGGCGCCGCCAUGUGAUGCACUCGGCGAACGUGGUCUUGACUCGCCUGCGGAAGCCACCCUUGACGCUGGGCGCUUUCCCUGACUACAUCCCGGAGUGGGCUUCGUGCGGUAUAACUGCAACGCUGGUCUGGCGGACCCUGACGUCGCGGCGAGAGAGGACUGGAUGGGGACGGGACCUUUUGAAGCCGAUCGGAAGGAGGAUGGUACAGAUGACGAAACGGGAGCGUAAGUGUCCUCGAUAUGGCCGUCUUGCGUGACAAGGAAGAAGGUAUCGCCCAUGUAGUGCAGCGGUCCGUC
This is a messenger RNA of Chara braunii, 1601 nucleotides long. The record is from the annotation of a GenBank genome assembly. NCBI's taxonomy places the organism in Eukaryota, Viridiplantae, Streptophyta, Charophyceae, Charales, Characeae.